AUGAAGAUGAACAAGAAGCUAAGUGUCAUCGAGCUACUAAAACAAGCUGUGAAGCUACUCCUGAGCAACAUCAAUCUACCACUCAUCAUCUUCCUUUGUUCUCUCCCACUGUUCUGUUUCUUGAUCGUCUUUGAGCUCUUCCACCAAACCACCCUCUCUUUCACUUACCAUUCCUCUCCAAACAAGUCAACCUUGCAAAGGAUUUGUCACAGAACGAUCUGUUUGUGCAAGCCACCAACUAUCUCACUUACCAACCGCUUUACCAACAACGCAAUAUUUGGGAGGACUUGUCUGAAAACGAUCUGA
Messenger RNA from Eruca vesicaria subsp. sativa (arugula), 306 nucleotides. Lineage: Eukaryota; Viridiplantae; Streptophyta; Magnoliopsida; Brassicales; Brassicaceae. The record is from the annotation of a GenBank genome assembly.